UCCAGGCCAGGCGUGGCCCAGCCGCCCUGUGCAAGGUGGGGUGUCCCCGCCGCUCAGAUCCCCAUCUCGCCUGCCGCACUGGAGGUGGCCUCGCCGCUUCCUGCGCACACCUCGGGUCCCUCCCUCCCGGGCCCGGUUUGGCCCCGGCGGCCGCCCCUGGGCUCCCGCGCCUGGACACGCGGUUUCGGUCAGACCCGCCCGCGGGCUGGUUUCGAUUAGGGCCAGUAGGAGGGCGGAGCCGCCGGGACGCGAAGAGAGAACUAGCCUGAGUGGGGACGGUCUCCGCGCAGGAGACAAAGAGCGUCCCUGGAGCCAUCAGAGGGCAGGAGCUCGACCCGGAGCCCAGGGCGCCCGCGCUGAUUUCGGGUCCCCGGAGCCCCGGGGCAGGGCCGGGAGAAGGCGACAGCGGAGAAGGCAGGCGGCAGGUGCGCCGUCGGCGCGGCGGGCCGGGAUGCGGACGCCAGUGGUGAUGACGCUGGGCAUGGUGCUCGCGCCCUGCGGACUGCUGCUCAACCUGACCGGCACGCUGGCGCCCGGCUGGCGGCUGGUGAAGGGCUUCCUGAACCAGCCGGUGGACGUGGUGCUGUACCAGGGCCUGUGGGACAUGUGUCGGGAGCAGAGCAGCCGCGAGCGCGAGUGCGGACAACCGGACGAGUGGGGCUACUUUGCGGCCGAGCCCGUGCUGGUGGCGCGGGCACUCAUGGUCACCUCGCUGGCCACCACGGCCCUGGGGCUGCUGCUGGCGUCACUGGGCGUGCGCUGCUGGCAGGACGAGCCCCACUUCGCGCUGGCCGGGGUCUCGGGCCUCGUGCUCUUCGUCGCCGGCCUCCUCAGCCUCAUCCCGGUGUCCUGGUACAACCACUUCCUGGGGGACCGCGAGGUCCUGCCCGCCCCGGCCAGCCCGGUCACGGUGCAGGUCAGCUACAGCCUGGUGCUGGGCUACCUGGGCAGCUGCCUCCUGCUGCUGGGCGGCUUCUCGCUGGCGCUCAGCUUCGCGCCCUGGUGCGAGGAGCGGUGUCGCCGCUGUCGCAAGGCGCCUUCCGCCGGGCCUCGCCGCAGCAGCGUCAGCACCAUCCAAGUGGAGUGGCCCGAGCCCGAGCUGGCGCCCGCCAUCAAGUACUACCGCGACGGCCAGCACCGGCCGCCGCCUGCCCAGCCCCGCAAGCCCAAAGUCGGCUUCCCCAUGCCGCGGCCGCCGCCCAAGGCCUACACCAACCCUGUCGACGUCCUCGACGGGGAGGGGGCGAAGGCGGCCCCGUCCCAGGGCACCUCCUCGUGCAGCACCCAGCCCUACCGCAGCUCUCUGCCCUGCGACUCCGACCUCUAGACGCCUGGACAGCCUGGGGGUCGCGGGUGGCAAAGGACUCAACCCCGCACAGGCCCGCCUGGCUCCGACUUGGAACCCAGACACUUGUCCCUCGCUGGUGUGGACGGAAAUCUUCCUUUCCUGGGACCAAACAGGACCCCUUCGACGAUUAGUUCAGGCUGGGUUUGGUUUUCUUCUUCAAGAGUUUGGUUUUCCUCUCUAGAGGGAGCAGAGUCCUCUUAGGGAGUGACGGGCCUUUCGUAUUUUUUUGCUGAAGAAUAUAUGAAAAGGGUGGCAUUUGCGUCACGUGGACCAGGGACAAUAACUAGAGCUGAAGUCAGCAAUGCUCAGAAACAGUUUAACACCUUGAAACUACAAUAUUCUAAAAUACUGAUGAAUCUUGCAUCAAUAUAAUUAUUGGUUUUGGUUUUUUGUUUGUUUGUUGGUUUUUCUUUUUCCUACUGUGUAACUCCUUACCAUGCAAACUCUCAGGAGGCCAAUAUAUUUCUGGCCAUGUUUGGAUGAGCCUCUUAAACUUAGAACCAUGCAAAUACCAGCAGUUUAAUGGAUUUUAUGGAAUGAAAUAACCUGAUUAACUCAUAGCUACCUAUCUUCAUUGGAUACAUGGGAUUUGUAUUUUUUCUUACUUGUUUUUGCUGUGAACAUUCAGGGCACACAAGAGUUUCUGUUCCAGAAGCAGAAGGAGAGCGAAGGUCCUAAUGCUGUACUAUUCCACCCUUUGGAUGCCUCAUCCAGGAUGCAGAGGACUCUAGGUUUAACAUUUGGUAAAACAUUGAGCUGUUAAUCACAUUAAAGCACAUAUAUAUAUAUAUAUAUAUAUAUAUAUAUUUUAUUUAUAAAUAAAAUUUUAAAACAA
Molecule: messenger RNA, 2183 nt
Organism: Saimiri boliviensis boliviensis (Bolivian squirrel monkey)
Lineage: Eukaryota; Metazoa; Chordata; Mammalia; Primates; Cebidae
Gene: CLDN23
Product: claudin 23
Cellular component (GO): membrane; bicellular tight junction
Molecular function (GO): structural molecule activity
Source: RefSeq, a predicted model, not a curated record